Dimorphilus gyrociliatus is the source of this 727-nucleotide messenger RNA. The record is from the annotation of a GenBank genome assembly. Lineage: Eukaryota; Metazoa; Annelida; Polychaeta; Dinophilidae.
CAUUUGGAUUUUUCCUAUGGAGGCUGCAUUCGGAACAAGAAAUUUUAGCAAUCUUAAUUCUUCAGAUUCGGCAAUAUCUCAUCAACGUUGGAGUCCUUACGCUUUCAAUGGAGGAACAAUUCUUGCUGUAGCUGGAGAGGAUUUUGCCGUUAUUGCAGCUGAUACCAGACUGAGCGAAGGGUUUGCUAUUCAUACACGUGAUUAUCCAAAAACCUAUCAAUUGACUGACAAAACUGUCCUAGCUUGUGCUGGAUUUCAUGGAGAUGUCUUAACGAUGACUAAAGUUAUGGAUUGGAGACUAAAGAUGUACGAACACGAUCAUCAUAAGAAAAUGUCAUCCUCAGCCAUUGCAGCCAUGCUAUCAACAAUGUUAUAUUACAAACGAUUUUUUCCGUAUUAUGUCUACAAUAUAAUUGGAGGGUUGGAUGAAAAUGGAAAAGGUUGCGUUUAUAGCUACGAUCCUGUGGGUUCGUAUGAGAGAGAAGUUUUCCGCGCAGCUGGUUCAGCAGGAGCUAUUUUGCAACCACUUUUAGAUAAUCAGAUUGGUUUUAAGAACCAAACAGGCGUUACUCAUGUUCCACUAAGUUUAAAUAAGGCAUUGGAAUUGGUUAAGGACGUGUUUAUUUCAGCAGCAGAAAGGGAUAUUUAUACCGGUGAUUCACUGAUAAUCAACGUGGUAACAAAGGACGGUGUAAAAGUUGAUAGAUUCCCAUUAAGACGUGACUAA